GUAUUUGAUAAGGGAAAACAAGAGACGUAACCCUAAAAUUGCGGGGGCAGUUGUCCGCAAAUUACGAUAAUCUUAAAAGAUCAACCGGAUCCAAUGAACGACAGUGCUGCUGUUGGAGGACAAGCCUAUAGCAUAGACAAGUUGCUGAGAGUCAUUUGCUGAUCACAGAUGUUCCACGAAUGAGGCUUAACGCUGUGUCACUCAUUGCUUGGAGCGUGCAGUGCUUGUACAAAUCCCUCUCAUAUGUGUAGAGGCGUGCGAGCUUUCUCUAGUUGCCUACUGCACGUUCAUUUCAGUCAUAUUGCUUACAAUAUCACGGCCACAGGGCUGUGCCAUGCCAAAUGCACUAUUUUGAAUAAUAUUCAAUGUAUCUAAACGAGCAUUCAGGAAGAUCACGGAGCAAAAGGGAACUAUGACCAGGUUGUGCUAGGAGGACGAAGAGGAAGGAAGACAGCAGUGCUUUUCUGAUGAACGUGGAUUGAUAAAUGUUAUUUCUUUUACCGUUGACGAUCAUGCUUUAUUUUCAGCUGGUGAUAAUGGCUGGGACUGUCAUGCUGGCUUAUUACUUCGAGUACACCGACACUUUCAACGUGCACGUACAAGGAUUUUUCUGCUAUGACAAUUCCUAUACGAAGCCCUACCUUGGACCUGAGGAGUCGAGCGCUAUUCCUCCAGCCCUCCUUUAUGCGGUGGUCGCCGGAGUCCCCACACUUGUGAUAACCGUUACAGAGUCCGUCCUGUUUUUGCUGCAAUAUACUUCUAAAGAUCUAGAUAACCGUGAGAAGACCAUCGUCACAGGAGACUGUUGUUACCUCAACCCUCUUGUGCGUAGGACUUUCCGCUUCCUGGGUGUGUACACGUUCGGCCUGUUCACCACGGACAUCUUCGUGAACGCGGGCCAGGUGGUGACGGGGAAUCUGGCACCUCACUUCCUCACCGUGUGCAAACCCAAUUACACGGCCCUGGGCUGCCAGCAAGCCCUGCGCUUCAUCAGCCACCAGGAGGCCUGCACCGGCAACGAGGACGACAUCCUGCGCGCACGCAAAACCUUUCCCUCUAAAGAGGCCGCCCUCAGCGUCUACGCCGCGCUCUAUCUCGCCAUGUAUAUCACCUGCACAGUGAAAGCCAAAGGAACCAGACUAGCAAAGCCUGUUCUGUCUCUGGGCCUCAUGUGCCUGGCCUUCCUGACUGGGAUCAACAGAGUAGCCGAGUACAGGAAUCACUGGUCUGACGUCAUUGCAGGGUUCGUUAUAGGAGUGGCCAUAGCUACCUUUCUGGUUGUGUGUGUGGUUCACAACUUCAAAGGAAAGUUGUUGCUGAGUGAAAAUCCACCACAGGACAGCAUGACCAAUGCUCCCAUGAUCAACCUGCCCAGAGUAGAGAGCCCACUGGAAAAAUACAUCGCCUCACAGGUUUCAGACCUUAGGGAGGAAGAGGCACUCCCAUCUACCUCAUUCAAAGCACGGCUCAUGAGGUUCUUUAGCUGGAUCACAGGGAUGAGUCGAUUCGAUCACCGGCAUCACACAAGGCAAUAAACAAUCACAUCGCCUUCGCUGAAGUCACAUGACGUUGAAGCCGCCGUUUGCCAGACGCAUUGGACAUCAUCGCUGUUCACUGUCCAGUUGUCGUAGUGCAAUGCUAAUUCUCAUUGUUUAUAAUAAUUUAGUUUACACUCUCUUCAUCCAUGUCGGUGUUUAAAGAUCCUCAGUCUUGACGUGAAAUAACAGUGCAUUUAAGAUACUUCCUGCUUUUUCACAUUUUUUUUUCAGAUACUCUGAUUUUUUAGCAGCCACUUUAGAUCUUUUAGUGUUGUUUUAAGUCUAUGUCUGAGACUAAAAGUCUAUGAAGGCUCUUUUUUAAAGAAAGAAACCUGACCGUGGCAACUUCUGCAGUUUGUGUGCAGCUUGUGAUUAAGGACAAAAUAAAUGGAAUUACCCUACAACAUCACAGAUACACAAAUACAACAAAAUUGUUAUAUUUUUAUGAAUGGUGAUCAAUACAUUUAUUUUUUAGUGAUAUUUUAUUAAGUUAAUUCAAGCAUUUCAUUCGGUAACGUGGAAUUCUCUUGUAUUGGUAGAGCGGAUACAUGGAAUUAUGAUCUCCCUAAAAUAUAAGACAUAAUAUUUUUAUGUUAUAAUAUUUUGUAUGCUUGUAAACUAAGCAAUUUAUUCAGGUUAUUUUGAUAUUACGGAUGAGCACUCUGUUUGAGAGGUAUCAUGUUAAUACUGUGUUGUUUACCACACAUGAACAAUGUCCAUAGACAAACAACAUGUUGAUGUUUUACAUGUCUGUGAAGCAUUUUGUUUUGUGUGGCAAUUGAUAUGCCAUCAGUUGCCACAGAUUGUGUGUGCAUAUGUGUGUGUGUGUGUGUGUGUGUCUAGGAAGGUGCAUAGAGAGAGAUAGAGAAAGCCAAUAUGAAAGUCAAUAUGAGCUCAUUGCAAUGCAUUUAUCUGCUUCGCACAUUAUUACUUAAAGAAUCGACCAGACAAUCACUUGUAUUUGUUAGAUGGAAUUCUGGGUAAUUUCAAUAGCUAAGUGAGAAGAAUAAUGGAGUCAUGUUAUAUACACUCAGUACAACAAGGAACAAAGCCCCAUAUUGUGGGCAUCCCCUGUGCAAUUGGAUUUUUGUCUUGAUAAAUGUUGUGAAAAUGAAUGGCACUCUGUCCCCUUGUUUCACCAAGGGUUCUCAUACUAUUUGUUGCAAACUUAAGGAAGAAAUGUUGAAAAGCCAAAUAAGAUCAGUAACAAACAGUCUCAAAUGCUUGCAUUUCAACAUCUUCUGUUGCUUUUUAGAAGCUUUUUGAAGUAAAUGUUUGCUUAGUUUCCUGAUCAAGUUGUUUUUAAAGGUGCAGUAUGUAGGUUUUUUUUUUUAACACUUUUGUUCAUAUUUGGUUAAAUUUCCUUCACAUCCCAACAGAUAUCGAUAAAAUCCAGUCUCUCUGACUGGCCCAGCCACUCAUCAGCACCUGAAUCUUAAUAACAAUCAGGGUAGUUUUCUGCAAGGAGCCCAAUCAGAACAGUUCUUUCCUUGUCAAUCGUGUUGCACAUUUACAGCACUAUCAGAGCAGAGGAUAGUGCUAUAGCUAGCUAGCUAGCUAGCUAGUUGUCUAGAAAACAAAAUUACAUUGGUAGAGAACAGUCUGCCAAAAUGACCAGUUCUGCCUUUGACUACAAUGACUACUACUGAUUACAUAUAAAAAAAAAAAAUAAAAUAAAAAACUAGAAAGGAUCAAAAAAGAUUGAACCAAUCAAGAGACAAGACUUGAGUGAACAUUGGUUUGGCUUUCAGCGAGAGCUCAGGGACAUAAAGCGACACUGAGCAUGCAGUAUUUCUGCUGGGCAACUAAUUAUUUGCUUGUUCUAUUUUCAUUGGAAUCUGUUACCGCCCCAAACUUUGUCUAAAAAAAUUAGCUAGUUAGCUAAUGUAUUUAUCCCACUUUUAUAGCUAUGCUGUACGUUAGGUGUUAUAUUGUAGCUUAUCUGUAGCAAGCUAGCUAUGUUUAUAGCUACCUAUGCUGUUCAAGCGAAAAAAAAUAAAUCACACACUUCAGUUCCAGAUUCAUUUAGUAAUGUUUAUUUGACUAACGUUUCACCCAUAACUUUGUCUGGGUCUUCUCAGGAAAAAUACCGGUGUCUGCAAUUAUUUGCUGUUGUUAGCUCAUAGCUGUAUAUAAAAACUAGUUUACAUUCAUUAUGGUGACGUUAUGAGUUUUACUUUCUAGACUGUGAAUAAGGAAUGAUGUGCUUCACUCUCCCUACUUCACUUUUCAAUGCUCGUGUGCUCUCUACAGUAUUCAGGUGACAGGCAGCACACAUGCCAUGCCUGUGUUUGGAGGGCGGGGCUUUGGAGGGAGAGCUAAGGGGAGGGAGUGAAAUAUUUUUUCAAAAUACAGCUCUCUCUCGCUUGUUUCUCCAAACUUUCAUACUGCACCUUUAAUGUGAAAGAGUUCUAUCUACAUUCCUAUAUGUGAAUUUUAACACCCAUUAAUAGAGUUUAUGUAUUUUUAACAUUAAAUGGAACUAUCCUGUCUGUCCAUUUACCACUAGUAUUUAGGCAAGUAUUCACCCUUUCUAUAUUUACAUGUGUCAGCGACUCAGUAUAUUUCUGUAAGAGGUGAGACACAAGAAUAGAUGAUUAUUUAUUACACUUUAAAAGAUACCUCAUGAGUACAGGUGGAAAUUGUCAUGUCAUCAAAUGUCAAAUAUAGCAUCGUGCUUUAAAUGAUAAUAUUCCUCCAAAAGAUAUUUGCCAAAAGGAUAUGCAGAUAAAGAACAGCAUAUUCAGAUGCAAUAGAAACAGUUUUGUCCAACAUGUAUGUGCCCAUGCACGAACACACACACACACACACACAACCAAAUAUUUUUCUGAGCGCGUAAAUAAUAUGCAUAGUCAAAAUAGCAAUUGCUGUGAUUACAUCAAUCUGAAGUGAUAUUCUAUCCCAUAAACAGAUGUAUCUCUCCCUGAAAUAAAGUAUAUUUAGCUCUUACAUUAAACUGAAAAUAGCACUUUAAAUCAAGCUGAUUUCAACAUCUCCAGCUUCAUCUCAGUUAGAAAAAAUAUAAAUAACCACUAGACUACUUCUUAAAAAUACAAAAUUAAACUAAAAUCAUCUUUUUUAAAAUCUGAUAAAACGUGCAUAGCAGCAGUGUCAACUUAAAUCAGAAAUAUGAAUAAUAUAUUAAUAUAAGUCUUGAUGUUUUUGAUUAACUUGCAGUUUUAUUUUUUUACAGUUAUGUGCAGUUGUAUCCUGACACAGUGUGAUGUCUGUGUGUCUACACAAGGUGUAUACUUUUGUAUACUUUGUGCAUACUCAUGCAAGGUGCAUAUUUCUCCUAGUUCAAGUUACUUUAAUAUCCCAGACUCAUGUAAGUUAUAACUAUUAAGGAUUGGUACUGAUGGCAUUGUUGGAAAUGUUUUAAUAUCUGGUUUGUCAAUAUAAUGUUUAUUUUGCUUCUGUUAUAUUAUUAUUUUUCUAUCACACCGACUACAAAAAUACAGAAAACACCACAAAAUCAUUAUCAGAUUGUACAUAUUUUUUUGUUGUUGCAUAUUGGAUCUAUGCAACAUUUUGGAAAACUAUUUUUGUUGGUUUUUGUCCGUUAAAUUAUUGUUCACAAUUUAGACUGUUAUAUUGUUUCUAGGGUAGCUAAUUGUAUUGUGAGGAUGUUAUUGAAAUUCUGGUCAGCAGGUGUUGUUUUUAUAUUAUUCCAUUGCAAUCAGUUAUCAUGUUAACUUUUGUGUUUCUUUUAUUACACUAUGACCUUUUACACUGUAGGAAAAUAAGAAAAUGCACAGUCUUUCAAUAAAAACAAAAUGUACACA
Messenger RNA from Anguilla anguilla (European eel), 5323 nucleotides. It is a transcript of the gene plppr5b, whose product is annotated as phospholipid phosphatase related 5b. The transcript is spliced from 7 exons. Gene Ontology annotation, biological process: signal transduction; phospholipid dephosphorylation; phospholipid metabolic process. NCBI's taxonomy places the organism in Eukaryota, Metazoa, Chordata, Actinopteri, Anguilliformes, Anguillidae. Bases 486 to 1535 code for a protein of 349 amino acids. Gene Ontology annotation, molecular function: phosphatidate phosphatase activity. The record is from RefSeq and is a predicted model, not a curated record.